Molecule: messenger RNA, 1117 nt
Organism: Capsella rubella
Lineage: Eukaryota; Viridiplantae; Streptophyta; Magnoliopsida; Brassicales; Brassicaceae
Exons: 5
Coding region: 258-842 (194 amino acids)
Biological process (GO): GPI anchor biosynthetic process
Cellular component (GO): glycosylphosphatidylinositol-N-acetylglucosaminyltransferase (GPI-GnT) complex
Source: RefSeq, a predicted model, not a curated record
GGUAAGACUUUAAGCGAAACCGGGUUUCGGAUUUGAUCCAUUCAAGGAAGUGCGGAUUCCGUUCGCCGGGAGAGAUAAUUAUUUUGGUUGCGAGGACUUUGUAUUUGGGUAUAGUUGGCGAGAUUUAUGGGUACUCAACGGUGUUUAUAAUGCACGCAUAUUGCUCGACGAAAAGCCGCAGAGAGUCUUUUGUUGCUGUGCGAUUUGAUUGAGGCUCAAAAGUCUGAAACUUUUUGCUUGGGUAUUGAGAAGCUCGAAUGGUGAGCUUUUCUCUUUCAAAUAAGAGGUACACUUACAUACACGAAAGUGAAAGUAAGCCAACUAGAGAAGCCAUUGACAUCCACCAUGUGAUCAUCAACGGAAGCAAGCCAGCUGGUUAUGCCCGUCGUAGGGGAAUUGGUUUCUUCCUUGUGCUUUUGGCGAGCUCUAUGCACUUUUUGCUUGGAGAGGACAAUCCAGUUAGAACUCUUUCUUGGAUCUGCCUCUUAAGUGGUUUCUUAGUUAUGCUACAAAGUCGGAAGAUUGUCAAGAAAGAAUCUGUUAUAAUCAUGCCAACCUUCGGGAUCCAACUAGAAACUCAAUAUUUAAGUGGAAAAACUAUCUCCAGGUUUAUCCCUAUUGGCAAGAUUUUGAAGCCUGUGCUGGUUGAAUGUGUCACCCCUGUUACAUGUUACUGGAGUCUCUCCUUAUUCCUGCGUGGCGAAGAACAACUUACGUUGGUGUUUAAGGAACUGCGUCCGCCAUUGAAGAUAUUAGUUCCCAUUUGGAAAGCGUUGUGUGCUGUUAUCGGCACUGAACAAAGUGAGACGAUAGCUAAAGAAGAACAUGAUGUAGCUGGUUAAGCAUCUACAUUUGAGAUAUCUACUGGCCAUGAUCGGCUACAAGACAAGCACUGAAGUUGUGAUCACACAAUGUGUUCUGUAACGUGAGAAUUUGACUAGAGGACAAAAAAACUCUUGACUGGUAAACUUUUGGACCAUGGAUCGUUUGUCGACUAGAAACUUUUCUUUUGUAUAUUAACUGGAUAAAAAGAGUACAAUGAGUGAGUGCAAGGGUUUGAAAAGUUUUGAUGUACACGUUUCCUACAAAGUUGUGAUUAAUAAUUAAUUUAAUCCCA